UUCAGCAAAAUGUCGACAUCUCUCGGUGAUCAAGGGAUUACUUCCAAAAUUCCAUUAUCUCCUGGGUAUAUUGGAAAACGGGACCGGCUUCCUUCCAGUUCUGCGAGCCCCUCGAAGAUUAAGAGGUCGAAAUCUACAACUCCUACCGAGUCCAAUGAGAACAAAACAAAAUCUGGUCGCGCAACAACUUUCGGCAUUGAAUUUGAGCUUACACUCGCCUUCCACGAGGAGUUUUUGGAACAGAUCUUGUGUGAUUACAAGAUUAAUGCCGAAAUUGUAAAAGCUCUUACAAAUUCCCAGCACUACGACCUUCUAGGACAAUCUGGAAUCCUCUUCGAUACGAACCGGUCCCACAAUUUUCGAAGUCGAUAUCCCUCAUGGGGUCUGCAAGUGCCUUCCACAGAUGUGAUCUUCAACACCCUUCAUUUUCGACAGAAGUUUCCAACAACCCUUUCAGCAAAUCGAAAUGCUGUUCGACGAUAUGUUAUGGAGCCCCUUCUCAUGGCCAAAGAACGUUUUCAGCACGUGGAACUGCCCUGUAACGUGGUCGGAUGGGCCCAGCCUGAUGGGUUCAGUCCUGGCAACCAUGAAUUAUCUAGAUUAGCCUAUCCAGAUCAGCAUGAGAGUAUUUUAAUUCGAAACAGUGAUCUUGACUACAGCCACUGGACGGUCACUAACGAUGAUACGCUCAUUGGUCUUUUGGAAAGUCAACUGCAGUCUCGUUUAUCGGAACUAGGGAUAAGCGAGAAAACAUGGCCUCUUUGGGAUAGUCACGGAAUCGAGCUGAUAUCGCCCAUAUUCACACUUGCAAAGAAGGACGAAGCAUUGCUGCAAAUCGAAAAGUACCUCGAAGCUUUGAGCAGCGAUCGAUCAAUGGUUCUUCCCUCGGUAUGGGCGAGCACUCAUGUCCAUAUUGGGUUCGACUUCAAAGACUCCAGCGAUAUCUCUACUCCUAUCUUUCAACAUCUAAUUUACAUUCUCCUCCUGCACGAAGAUUUGAUAUCGAAGUGCUUUCCCAGGAGUCGUUCGGGGAUCAAGAUCGAAGAACAAAGACCAGAAGAGCCGCUAUUUUCACCUCUUGAUGAUGACGAUGAACCAUUCGACCCUGACGAAGAAUUCGGCCCUCCCCAACUAAGUGAAGAAGAAGACGCAGAAAUAGCCUAUGAUCACGUCUUGACCACGGAAGCGAAGUAUACUGGACUCGGUAAUGUCGAGUCCAACUUACAAUAUUUUCGCGAUCAAGCAGGACCGGAAGCAAACGGUGGCUCGGAAGAAGCUCUGAACAUUGAAAACAGCGUCUUCACCGAGCAUGAUGAUAUUAUCAGCCUCAUUGCGAAAAUACAACGGCCAGACAACCACCAAAACGAGAAUGGCCCGCGUUUCCGUGGGUACAUCUACAACUUCGCCAAUCUCUGGGCAUUCGCAAACAAUGAGACGAAUUGGAAGCCAAUCAAACCUACCGUCGAAUUCCGGCAACACGAUUGUACGACAGGUGCUGAUAUCGUCAAACACUGGAUCAUUUUCCUUGAGGCGCUUAUCAAGGCUGCGGAGCAACACGCCACGAAAACAAUAAUCUACAACAGCAAAACACGGUUGGACAUUUCCAAGGCAUACUCGGCGCAGCAAAGGGACAAGUACCCUUCUGGAGAGGCGAUUGGGCGUUCAUGGCCGUAUGACAACAUGUAUCGGUUUUGCGUCAGCUUUUUGGGGUUAAAUAAGGAGGAGGCUUCAUAUUGGCAGGAACGUUAUGAUCUACACGCAAAUGACAGACCAUCACACGAC
Messenger RNA from Exophiala aquamarina CBS 119918, 1782 nucleotides. RefSeq lists its product as uncharacterized. The transcript has a single exon. NCBI's taxonomy places the organism in Eukaryota, Fungi, Ascomycota, Eurotiomycetes, Chaetothyriales, Herpotrichiellaceae. The annotation marks the transcript as partial. The record is from RefSeq and is a predicted model, not a curated record.